This is a messenger RNA of Seminavis robusta, 1302 nucleotides long. The record is from the annotation of a GenBank genome assembly. NCBI's taxonomy places the organism in Eukaryota, Bacillariophyta, Bacillariophyceae, Naviculales, Naviculaceae.
AUGUCGGAAAAGGACCAAAAGCAAGAUGGUGGUAUUUCGGGAACUCAGCAGGAAUCUGCAGUCAUAAUGGGCGAUUCACCGCGUUCCACCAAUACGACCACUACUACGACAGUGGAUGAAGAAACCGCAUCCAAUAGGGAUGCGGCGAGUACGACCGCUGCUAGGAAAAGGGCAGAAGAAACCGCAGUCAAGGCUGCAGUGAGAUCCAGCAGUACAAUUCCUGUCAAAGCACCAGGUGUGACAUUCCACAGCAACAACAACAAAAACACAGAGCCAGAAUCCAGGAAAUUUGCGUAUGUCAGAGCCAGUGCCACCGAGAAUAAUCAUACAGCCGGUAAUAGUGUCACCACGAUGGCCACUAACAACAACAGGAAUAGGAGUUCUACUACAGCGAGCACACAACGACGAGGGCUAAGGCAAAUGAGAAAUAGUACCAGCGAAACCGAAGCAAGAGGCUUGCUGGUAGGGUCCAGUCUUCAAAGAUCCACAGAAGAAAAGGCCGAGGCUGCUAGUAGGAGAACAAGCAGAGCCACUGCCAUUGUUUCCGCCACCGGGAACAAGAGUCCCACUGUAAGCCAGGAAAUCGGGCUUGGACGAACAGGUACCAAGGAAUCAGUAACCACCAACUCACCAGUAGGACGCGGCCUUCAAAGGUCUGCUGAAGAAAAGGCCGCCAAAGAGGCUGCUAGAACCAGCGGGUCCAAUGUUGCGAUUGUUUCCGCCGUCGGGACCAAGAGUCGCACUGUCAGCCAAGAACGCGGGCUUAAACGAAAAGGUGCCAAAGAAUCAGUAACCGCCAACUCGCUAGUAGGACACGGCCUUCAAAAGUCCGCUGAAGAAAAGGCAGCCAAAGAGGCUUCCAGGUUAAGCAGAUCCACUGUGAUUGCUUCCACAGUCAGGAACAAGAAUCCCACUGGAAGCCAAGAGCACGGGCUGAAACGCAUGGGUACCAAAGAAGGCCAAACCGCUGGAUUGCGGAAAGAGGAAGGGUCUGGAGGUGUAGUCGACCUAGCUCCCACAAGUACAGCUAAAAUCACUGACCCAAGCGAUGUACAGGAUUUGAAUGGCAAGAAUGGAAAACGUCAAAUGGCAGUGAGGUUGUCAGCACUUGCUACUGCAGAUAUGGAUGAAAGGGCAGGUGAUUUGGAAUUUCAAGGGCCACCUUUGCCACUGUCAGGAGAUAGCAACGAAGGACUGGUCGAAGCUAGAGCUGUCACUGAGGAAUCCAGUAUGCUAGUCCUCCAGGAAGCUCAACAGCCUGGUUGUUGGAUUGCGUCCCAAGGAUCGAGCUUCCAAAGGUAG